CUGGUUUCACGGGAAGAUCUCGGGUCCAGAGGCGGUGAGUAAGCUCCAACCAGCCGAAGAUGGCCUGUUCCUGGUGCGAGAGAGUAUCCGCCACCCGGGGGACUACGUCCUGUGUGUCAGCUUCUCCGGAGAGGUCGUUCAUUACCGGGUGAUCUACCAGGACAACAAGCUGACUGUUGACUACAAACAGUAUUUCUACAACCUCAUCGAUAUGAUUGAAUUCUACUCCAGAAACAAUGACUCCAUCGUUACGACUCUUACGAAACCCAAAAAGAAACAAGGAGCCAAGUCAGCUGAGGUGGAGCUGUGUAAAACUGGAUGGCUGCUGGACAUCACAAAACUCACUCUGGGAGAAAAUAUUGGAGAAGGGGAGUUUGGUGCUGUUUAUCGGGGGGAGUACAUGGGCCAGAAGGUGGCGGUGAAGAUCAUUAAAUGCGACGUGACGGCUCAGGCCUUCCUGCAGGAGACGGCAGUCAUGACGAAGCUGCAGCACAAAAACUUGGUUCGGUUGUUGGGCGUCAUCCUUCACAAAGGGCUCCACAUCGUCACAGAGCUCAUGACCAAAGGAAACCUGGGUAAUUUUCUCAGGACAAGAGGGCGCUUGGUUAUAACCUGUGUUCAGCUGCUGCGCUUCGCUCUGGACGUGUGUGAAGGGAUGGAGUACCUGGAGUCCAAGAAGCUGGUCCACAGAGAUCUGGCAACUCGAAACGUUCUGGUUUCUGACGACAGCGUGGCCAAAGUCAGCGACUUCGGGCUGACCAAACCGGACUCCAAGCAGCCGGACAAAGCCAUGCUGCCCGUUAAAUGGACCGCUCCUGAAGCUCUGAAGAAAGAGAAGUUCUCCACAAAGUCAGACGUUUGGAGCUUUGGUGUCCUCCUGUGGGAGAUCUUCUCAUACGGUCGUCAGCCAUACCCCAAGAUGUCUCUGAAGGAGGUGAAGGAAAAGGUGGAGGGAGGCUAUCGAAUGGAGGCUCCAGAGGAAUGUCCUGCUGAUAUUUACUCCCUCAUGAGGCUCUGCUGGGAACAGGAGCCUCGCAGGAGACCCGGCUUUCCCAAACUGAGGGAGAAACUCGAACAGGAAAUGGUUAAACGGCGCCCUGGACCAGAGGCGGAGCUUCAAGAAGGAAUCAGGUCUGGAUGCAGAAGCUGAGCUUGAUUUUUCUUUUUUAUUCAAACAGUGGAAACGAAGAUUCGGCUCUUCACAUUUGUACUGAACGUGUAUUGGAGGAAUAAAAUGUUUCUCUGUAGGAUGAACAAACUUAAUUUCAUGGAUGGAAAAAGACUGUUGACUCAGAGAGAAGAGAACUUUUUUUUGGUCUGUCACGAUGCUUGGACUAUUUGUUGGGAAUCACUGUCAACUACAACCACAGAGGGUUUUAGGCCAAUAAUUGUAAAUAAAAUACAUCCAGUGAUUAUUUUCUGAGUUUCAUUUCAAGAAAAGGAAUAAAACAGUAUUAUCACACAUUGCACAGCAAUAAGACACUUUAACUUGUUAAUAAAUGCAGACGUUUUGCAAACCGUUCUGAGUUUUUCCAGAAAUAAAAGCAUUUAUCUGGUCUCUGAGAACAUCGUUGGUCAAAGAUCAUCUUUAGGGAUUUCUGUGUAUUUUCUGGAAAACAAAUUGCAUAUUUUUCCCAGCAAAAACACACUUGGCAGACUUUGAUUCGAUUCAUCCUGAUUGAAUUCCUGUCAUGAGACUAAAUCAAGGGAAAAGACGACAUUUAAUAUUUGCUCUGAGAUUAUUUGAGUGAUUUGUGUGAUCCUUCGCCCUCCUGGGAUGUCUUGGGCCUUUUUGGUUCCUAAACAAUUUUGUUCUCUAAUAUUUUUUUUGAACAUUUUUAUUUAUUGCAAUGCACACUAUGUUCUGUAGUGUUUCAUUUUAGAUUCUUUAAAAUAAAGACAAUAAAAUGUUCUUAUUUUCCCAGUAAUACUACAAUAAAUUGACUUUAUAUCUCAGCCCUAUGUGAAGCCUCUUCCGUAGGAUUGUUGUCAUGUCACAAGACUAAAUUAAAGAUGUCAUUUGACAUAA
Austrofundulus limnaeus is the source of this 2029-nucleotide messenger RNA. It is a transcript of the gene matk, whose product is annotated as megakaryocyte-associated tyrosine kinase. Gene Ontology annotation, molecular function: protein tyrosine kinase activity; protein binding; ATP binding. The record is from RefSeq and is a predicted model, not a curated record. Lineage: Eukaryota; Metazoa; Chordata; Actinopteri; Cyprinodontiformes; Rivulidae. Gene Ontology annotation, biological process: protein phosphorylation.